Messenger RNA from Momordica charantia (bitter melon), 1199 nucleotides. Its product is annotated as tetraspanin-8. Gene Ontology annotation, biological process: auxin-activated signaling pathway. The record is from RefSeq and is a predicted model, not a curated record. Gene Ontology annotation, cellular component: membrane. Lineage: Eukaryota; Viridiplantae; Streptophyta; Magnoliopsida; Cucurbitales; Cucurbitaceae.
CCUUUGAAUCCUCUUCUCAAACACCCAAAACAAAUAUCUUCGCCACCUAAACGCGCAUUCCCAAAACGCUAUAUAACAAACUCAAAACUCAAACCAAACAACCAUUCAAUUUCUCUCUCUCUCUCUCUCUCUGUUUAUUUGCUUUGAUUAAUUUCAGAUUUUGGGCUUGGUUAGACGACCAUGGUGCGGCUCAGCAACACUUUGGUUGGGAUUCUGAAUUUCAUAACCUUUUUGCUCUCAAUUCCAAUCAUAGUGGGUGGGGUAUGGCUCAGCAGGCAGGGCACCUCCGACUGUGAGAAGUUCCUCGACACCCCCAUCAUCGUCAUCGGAGUUUUCCUCCUCUUGGUCUCCCUCGCCGGUUUCAUCGGCGCCUGCUGCCGCGUCAAAUGGCUCCUCUGGAUUUACCUCUUCGUCAUGUUCCUCCUCAUCCUCCUCCUCUUCGUCUUCACCAUCUUCGCCUUCGCCGUCACCAACAAAGGCGCCGGCAAAGCCCUCUCCAACAGAGGCUACAAAGAGUACCGCCUCGGCGAUUACUCCAACUGGCUCCAGAAUCGGGUCAACGACAACAAAAACUGGAACAGAAUCAGGAGCUGCUUGGUCGACGGCAAAGUCUGCACCGACUUCAGCAACAAAUUCGCCAGCUAUACCGUCGAACAGUUCUACGCCGAACACUUGUCUUCCAUCCAGUCGGGUUGCUGCAAGCCGGCGGAUGAGUGCGGAUUCCAGUACGCGGGGCCGACUCGGUGGACGAAACCAAACAAUUCCACUUCUCCGAAUCCUAAUCCUGAUUGUGAUGCGUGGAAUAACAACGCAGACACUCUGUGCUACAAUUGCCAGUCCUGCAAAGCCGGAGUUCUGGACAAUUUGAAGCGAAACUGGAAGAAAGUUGCCAUUAUAAAUAUUGUCGUCCUCGUCUUUCUCAUCAUCGUCUACUCCAUUGGAUGCUGCGCUUUCAGAAACAACAAGGAGGAGAAUCACUACCCCAGAUGGAAAUGAACCCAUUAAUUACUUCUGUUUUCUUUUUCUGUAUUCUGCUUCGUGUAAAGGGUACUUUUCUUUCAUUUGUUUAUGCUUUGUUUUCCGCUAGUUUGAGGCAUCUAGAUUAACUGGUAUCUAUUGUUUUCUUGUAGCUGUUUGUGAUUAUUAUUUCACAUUAUUUUCUGUGCUAUAUCAAUAAAAUCUAGUGAUUUUCGUGUUUC